AGGCACGGCCAGAGAGGCUGACGACCGUGUCAGUGUUCGGGUGGUGGCUGCGGGCAACACGGGGGGCUCCCCCGGCAGACAGAGCGAGCGCAGCCCUCGGAGGAAGAGGUCGGACGGAGGAAGGGGCUGUCGUGGCAGGUUCGCUCCCCCCCCACGGGUGGCCGAAGGGGUGGCUCUUUUGGUGACGCCGUGCGAUGAGACCCGAGCGCUGAGUGGAGUAUGCUGCAGACCAUUUACGAGGGCGAGUCAAGUUUCUCCACAGCAGACGGCCGCGUUGGAGCCCGGCCGCCCCCCAGGAUGCACAACGUGAACGGCUCAGUGGAGAUAAAGUCAAACGUACCGCUGGUCGUGGAAGCCUUAUCUCCGUUGGACCUGCGCACAGACCUGAGGAUGCUGGGCCCCGGUUCGGACCCGGGACUGUGGGAGCGGCAGCUGCAGCAGGAGCUGCUGCUGAUCCAGAAGCAGCAGCAGAUCCAGAAACAGCUGCUCAUCAGUGAGUUCCAGAAGCAGCACGAGAAGCUGACCCGGCAGCACCAGGCUCAGCUCCAGGAGCACCUCAAGCUUCAGCAGGAGCUGCAGGCGAUGAAACAACAGCAGGAACUGGCAGAGAAGGAGCGCCGACUGGAACAGCAGCAGCAGCACCACCAGCAACAGCAGCAGCAGCAGCAGCUCCAACAGCAGAACCAGCAGCACCAACAGAACCAGCAGGAGAAAGAGCAGGAGAGGCACCGGCGAGAGCCGCACAUCUCCGGCUUGAGCCUGAGGGCCAAAGAGCGCGCCAGAGAGAGUGCAGUGGCCAGUACGGAGGUGAAGCAGAAACUCCAAGAGUUUCUGUUGAGCAAAUCGGCCAAGGACCCCGCCAGCAACGGCGUCAAUCAUGCGUUCAUCCACCACCCCCAGCUCUGGUACAGGUCCUCGCAUCAAAGCUCUCUGGACCAAAGCUCUCCACCGCUGGGCGGCAUGUCCCCGACCUGCCACUACACUCUGCCGUCACCCGUCGACGGCAAGGACGAUUUCCCCUUGAGGAAGACAGCCUCCGAGCCCAACCUGAAGGUGCGGUCCAGACUCAAGCAGAAAGUAGCCGAGCGGCGCAGCAGCCCGAUGCUCAAGAGGAGAGACGGCAACCUGGUGACGCCUUACAAGAAGAGGGCGCUGGAGCUGAUGGACUCUACGCCGACUAAAAGUGCCCCCGGCUCGGGCCCCAGCUCCCCCAUCGGGGCCUCCAGUGCCUUGGGGGCGGAAAACGGACCCUCGUCUUUGCCUACUACCACGAAAACUGAGCGAUGGCCUUCACAGCCGAGAUUAUUCCGACCUGAGAGCUCCGUGUCUGUGUUGAGUUUGUACACAUCUCCGUCCCUACCGAAUAUCUCGUUUGGAAUUCCGACUGCAUCUUCACCUAUUACUGCGGCUGUGGGCUUGAAGGACAGAUCGGCGGAGAGCAAGCACGGACUGCCGGGCCAUCUGCUUGGUCCCGUCCCCCUUCAGAACGGCGCGGAGUCCAAAGUCAGCCCCAGUCACCAGGCUCUGCUCCAGCACCUCCUCCAGAAGGAGCAGAUGAGGCAGCAGAAGAUGCUUUCCACCGGCUCCUUGCCAUCCCACCCUCCUUCCCCUCUGGCUAUGAAGGAUCGCCCACUCAGCAGUCGGCCCAAACUCCCCAAACAUCGGCCCUUGAACAGGACCCAGUCGGCGCCGCUGCCCCAGAACGCGCUGGCCCAGCUCGUCAUCCAGCAGCAGCACCAGCACUUCCUGGAGAAACAGAAACAAUACCAGCAGCAGAUCCACAUAAACAAGCUGCUGUCCAAGUCCAUCGAGCAGUUACGUCAGCCCAGCGCGCACCUGCAGGAGUCCGAGGAGGAGCAGGAGGAUCCGCCGCCGCCGCGCCGGGAGCAGCCGGAGCGCAUGCAGGAGGACGGGCCGCCCCCCGGAGGAGUCAUCCGGAAGCACACGCCGGCCGUCGCCGGCCGCGGCUCCGGCGUGGGGCUUCCCGACGCGCGCUACGGGGUCAUCAAGGUGAAGGAGGAGCCGCCGGACAGCGAGGACGAGGGCUUGGAGGCGGAGAGGAGCGCCUACCUUCAUCAGGUCAAAGGGAGGCUGGUGAUUCGAGCCAUGAUCUGAGGAUUGCGGGGAGCGGGUCACACACUCCGACAUUCGCAGAGAAACUAACACCACAUCCCUGUAGUGCACAGACAGACAGACAGACAGACAGACGCGCGAGCGAGCGCGCACGCCGGCGGCGGCACCGUAGGCCCUUCCUCGUCACCACCACAACAAACCCUUCUCCACUCAGUUUCAGACUCUAGCCGUGAUCCUCACCUAGUAAAUAUGUAGGCUACAUCGUCGUGUAUAUAACACAGAGACAAACGAGGCGCUUGUGGUCGUUUUGGAGUCUGCUCGGCUGACGGACGAUGACGGACGGGCCCGCGUGCUGCGGAUUUCGCAUCGUCUGGGGGCGGGGUUGGGGGCGGGGGGGUCAGGUUAAGCAGGUGCACGCCGCGGCCGAGCCAAGUCGCGUUUUCACCGCCGAAGGCUCCUCGGCGCCGAAUACGCUCAUGAAUCUUUGCGGCGUGUUUUAAGGGACGGACGGGCGAGGAGGGGCGCGAUGAACACGACGCGUACGCCGUCGUUCGGGAAAAUCUACGUCGAAGUUAAAGGUUUGAACAUCUGUCUUAGCGAGAAUGUACAUUUGAAAUGUUGACACAGCACCCCCCACCCCCAGUGUCGAGCGCCGUCGACGGAAUACGGUCGGCGGCUCGGAUCUCGGCUUUCGGCGGCCGGGGGCCGCGCACCCAUCACCCGACACCCUCUCCGGUCGCGCCGUUAGCUGAGCCCCCCCCCCCCCCCCUCCCCCUUCUGCGGGUCCAAAUCAAAAGGCUCCUGCCCAGCUUCCAGAAGAGGGCCGGGCAGGAAAUGCCUUCUGGAAGCCAGGACUCGGGAGUGAUUCAUGUGCGCAGGAAUGUUUUGCGAGGGGAGGGCCUCGGCUCGGAUCGGGAAGGAGUCCGAGGGGCCAGGCUUCACAAUUGAUUUACUGUCAAGGCGAAUUACAAAGUGAGAGGGGAUUCGGUCAAGGGAGUCCUUCCAGCGUAUAUGGGAGACGGCUUCCUCUCUUUCCCCCCGUGGCAUGCUUACCUCAACAUGCAGGUUUGAUGUAAUGCAUUUAAAAAAAAAAAAAAAAUGAAAAAAAAAAACAGGAUGGGACCUUGAUUUUUUUUUUUGUGUUCAUUUGAUCCCACUUCCCAUGAAAGUGCCCGUUUGCGACAUUGAUAGUCUGUCUUAAAAGUGGUCCGUCCGACGUAUGGGUUCGUCCCGUCCCCGUUUGUAACCGUCGUCAAGGUGUAAAACCUCCCGUGAGGGUCUUGU
This is a messenger RNA of Syngnathoides biaculeatus (alligator pipefish), 3357 nucleotides long. It is a transcript of the gene hdac9b, whose product is annotated as histone deacetylase 9b. Bases 220 to 2115 code for a protein of 631 amino acids. Gene Ontology annotation, cellular component: histone deacetylase complex. Gene Ontology annotation, biological process: chromatin organization. The record is from RefSeq and is a predicted model, not a curated record. The transcript has 11 exons. Gene Ontology annotation, molecular function: histone deacetylase activity. Lineage: Eukaryota; Metazoa; Chordata; Actinopteri; Syngnathiformes; Syngnathidae.